Cokeromyces recurvatus is the source of this 538-nucleotide messenger RNA. RefSeq lists its product as uncharacterized. The transcript has 3 exons. The coding region runs from base 28 to 321 and encodes 97 amino acids. Lineage: Eukaryota; Fungi; Mucoromycota; Mucoromycetes; Mucorales; Mucoraceae. The record is from RefSeq and is a predicted model, not a curated record.
UUUCUUUUUUUUUUUUUUUUAAUAACAAUGACUAUAAGAAAGGUGACUUUGACAUUAUUUUCUUCAAGCACAUGUUCUUUAUGUAAUACAGCUAAGCAAGCGAUUCUCAAUGUUCAAAAAAAGAAACCAUUUGCUUUAAAAGUAUUAGAUAUCCAUAAUAAAGAAGAGUGCCCUAAAGAAUUCAGUGAUAAAUAUAUGUUUGAUAUACCCGUUGUUCAUUUGAACGAUCAGUUUUUAAUGCAGCAUCGAGUUUCUGAAGAUUCUUUAUUAAACGCCAUUCAAUUAUACGAAUCGACUGGGAAAAUAAACCCAAAAUAUUAAUGCAUAAAAAAGUCAACAGAUUCAUAGACAACACCAUAUUUUUCUUCAACACUUGAAUGCGGCUUCAUUGAAAUUGUGCAUUUUACUUUCACUGCUUAUAAUAGCUUGAUAAGAGGGUGGAGGAGCCAUAUAAGUACCAUCUUCCUUGAGCUAAAAUUAAUUCCAUUAAAUAUUAUAUACAUAUAACUUGUCGUAAUAUUAAUAUUUAUUUAUUUAC